Messenger RNA from Papaver somniferum (opium poppy), 813 nucleotides. Its product is annotated as serine carboxypeptidase 3-like. Bases 1 to 813 code for a protein of 270 amino acids. Gene Ontology annotation, molecular function: serine-type carboxypeptidase activity. NCBI's taxonomy places the organism in Eukaryota, Viridiplantae, Streptophyta, Magnoliopsida, Ranunculales, Papaveraceae. Gene Ontology annotation, biological process: proteolysis. The record is from RefSeq and is a predicted model, not a curated record. The transcript has 6 exons.
AUGGUAGUAGGUGCUCCCAUUGAAGAAUCUGAUUACGAGGAAAUCAAUCAGAGACUUCCAGAAUGCGAAAGGACAAUACAAGCUUGUGCUGUAGAAGGCGAAGUCGAAUGCCUCAGAGCUUACUCCACGUGCAAUUUGAUAUUCAAUAGUAUCCUCAACAUUGCUGGAGAUAUCAAUUACUAUGACAUAAGGAAGCAAUGUGAAGGGAGCCUCUGUUAUGAUUUUUCCAACUUGGAGAAAUUUCUGAAUCUGAAAUCUGUCAGGCAAGCUCUUGGAGUUGGCAACAUUGAAUUCAUCUCAUGCAGCCCUGCUGUGUACUCCAAAAUGCAAGCUGACUGGAUGAAGAAUCUAGAAGUUGGUAUCCCAACUCUUCUUAAUGAUGGCAUCCAGUUACUAGCUUAUGCCGGGGAGUAUGACUUGAUAUGCAACUGGCUUGGUGAAACUAUUGAGAAUUGGCAUUGGUUUUUGGAAAAGCUAAGAACUAUCUUGGGUCCUCGUAUACUAACUUUUAUUUCGGAUCGCCAUGAGGGCUUUCAUCAAGGUAUGCAAAAGUUGAAGGAUAUGGGAUGUGAUGGUCUUCACAAAUUCUUGAGUGACCUUCCAUUGGAAUGUUGGUCCAAUGCACAUUGUCUUGGCUAUCGUUAUGGCGACAUGUGUUCAAACAUUGCAGAGUCGUUCAACUCUUGGAUUAAGGAAGCAAAAGGUAUUCCUAUUGCAACACUUGUUAACUGGAUUAGACUUAAAAUUAUGGAUCAGAUGAGUAAAAGGAAGUUUAAGGGGGAGAAGUAUAAAGGAUUCAUUGUCCCAGGAUAG